UCUGAUUUGAUAUUUAACCAUAAGAACAACUAAUUCCACCUACGUCGAUGCUCUACAAUUGCGCAGGGGGGCCAGCGAGCAAUGCAACGUCCCAAUGAGCCCGAAUCCGAUGUGGUAAGCAUACAGGAAGAGAUAAAUGACCUCGAACGCAAACUGGAAGAUGCGAAACAGCGCCUUCGCUAUGCUAAUAGAGCUCCAUCUCCCGCAAAAAGUUUAACCCCUCCAGGCCCUGGUCCCCUGGCAAUCCCCCACGCCCUUCUGCUCCUAUCCGACUCCGCCCUCCCGCUUGGUUCUUUUGCCUACUCUAGCGGCCUAGAAUCCUACCUUGCACAUAACAAACUGCUAAAAUCACAGUCUCAAUCACAAUCGCAACCUCACACGAACCCAAUAACGUCUUUUCACCUCUUCCUGUCUUUCUCCCUCGCUUCCCUCGCCAGCACAACCCUCCCCUACGUUUUGACUGCUCACAGACACCCCGAGCAACUAGAAACACUAGACAAUGACCUGGACGCAUCAACCCCAUGCACCGUAACACGCCGCGCAAGCGUAGCACAGGGCCUAGCAUUGCUAGGGGUCUGGGAGAGGGCGUUUAAAGAUGCUUAUACACACACGCACGACAAUAAAUCCACAAACAAAAACACGAACACCAACGGUAUAAAUAUUACACGCCCGCCCACACACCCACUCGCCCCCUCCCAAGCCGCCGUAGCCGCCCUAUCUGCAUUCUCCAACACCCUGAAAGCUACUUUCUCCAUCCCCUCCUCCAAUCCAACUGACCAUCUAAACGGCCACCUCCCGCCUCUCUGGGCCGUCGUCUGCGCCGCCAUGGGCAUCGACAUAACCUCCACCGCGUACGUCUACAUGCUCAAUCACGCAAAGGCAGUGCUGAGCGCUGCCGUGCGCUCGUCCGUGAUGGGCCCCUACCAGGCACAGGCGGUGUUGGCCAGUCGGUGGUUGCGGGAGAUGAUUGAGAGCCGAAUACAGAUGCACUGGACUGUGAGGCCUGAGGAGGCGGGCCAGGUUGUACCAACGGUUGAUUUGUGGGUGGGGAGGCAUGAACUGCUUUACAGUCGAAUAUUUAAUUCAUGAUACGGUGGUUUGCCAUAUGGAUACUUUAACUAGGCGGUUUCUAAUCUAGGUUGGGGGUUGUGGAAAGAAUGAAUGAGAGAUGAAGUGGUACAUGUUAGUGUUUAUCAUUGAUUCGGGCCAUGCAAUUUUUCCGGCCUGUUGAUAUGCUAGGAUCCCUUUCUGGUAAUAUAUUGCGAAAAUGAUUAGAACUUGCAUUGUUUAUUUGCUCCACCAUAGAAGCGGGGUUCUGCAACUAAGAACUAAUGUAUAAUAUCAUUGUUAUGAUGUUCAUCCUGACAAUAAAGACGUAAGAUCAACUCUAACCUUGUAACUAAAGCCUAACACAACUGAACUAUAUACAAAUCAAUUGAGUUUGUUGGAAAAUGGGAAGCCUAGUUGUAGAAAACAAAAAGAAAAAGAGUAUUUCAAAGUUCAUUAAACCAUUGUAGUCGGUAACCAGUAU
Blastomyces dermatitidis ER-3 is the source of this 1531-nucleotide messenger RNA. RefSeq names its product urease accessory protein UreF. Bases 82 to 1089 code for a protein of 335 amino acids. Lineage: Eukaryota; Fungi; Ascomycota; Eurotiomycetes; Onygenales; Ajellomycetaceae. Gene Ontology annotation, molecular function: nickel cation binding. The record is from RefSeq and is a predicted model, not a curated record. The transcript is spliced from 2 exons.